CGACAAAUCCUGCUCUGCCCCUCACAGCCCCGCUCGUCGAUCGACAGCGAACCGGAAGAGAAGCCCUCCCGAUGCCGGUCCUGCUGGAGCCGACUGCUGUGCUGUAGCCGAUUUCGCAAGGGCAACAAGGUGGUCCAACGCCACAAGAUGCAGCCGGACCCGGCCGAGAUGGAAACGGUCAAGUGUUGCUUCUGCUUCAAGCGGACGCGACCCAAGAAGCAGGAAAAACCAAAGAAGCCCAAGCCUAAGGUUAAGUCCAGUUUCAACUGUCUGAGCUGUUGCAUCAUGUGCUGUCCGAAGAAGGGCGACAACGGAAGUCGGAGGACGAGCAACUUCAGCAAGAAGCAGAGUAUAGCGCCGACGAUACCUCCAGAGGAUCUUCGUCCGAAAAUCGACAUGUCCUUGGUGGAGCACUCAUCCAUGAUGCGAGGCGCCAUCCCCGUACUUCCAAUUUGUUUGGCUUACUUUUGUUUGAUUCUCAACGUUGUGAUACCCGGCUCGGGGACCAUCCUGUCCGGAGCGCUGUGUCUCUGCAUUGGAAAGCCACGUUUUUCGCAGCACGACUCGAUCAAGGGUCGCAUCGGAUCGUUCAUCAUCAACUGUAUUGUGGGCGUGUCGCAGUGCUUCACCAUCAUCUUCUGCGUCGUCGGGUGGGGCUGGGCCAUCUGGUGGGGAACCAUUAUGGUGCGAUUGGCAAAACAACACCAAAAGAUUCUGGAGAUGGAAGCUGCGCAGCAGGAAGGCGAAGAGCAGACCACCCUAUCGCAACAAACGGGAGCUUCCAAUCCACCCGUAGCACUGGUUUCUCAAAAUCACCGCCGAGACGUGGAAACGGGUCGAUAAGCGAACCCCUCCAACCCCAACCUAUGUAAUUCCUAAUCCUCACACCGCAAUCGUACCACACCCAUCCCCACUUCCUACUAACCUGCACGAAACACCACCUUACCGAGUCUAUCCACGGGAACGGGACCACAUCCGCCCUCCCCCCAAGUGGAUGAGUUGAUCUCAUUGAGCAAACAUUUUUAUAACAUAUUUUUGAACGCGAAACCGGAAACGAAACAACCUGGUUGGAACCUGGUAACGAUUGGUCUGAAGCAGAGCUUCGGCCGUCGGAUUAUUUAUGUAACUUUCUACUGUUGAGCUUACGGUGUAAUGUACGUUUCCAGAACGCAGAGGACGAAACAGAUGAUGAUUUGUUAGAAAGAAUGGGAAAAAUAAAGUUAUGUCUUUUCACAUUUUACAUUGCAAAACA
This is a messenger RNA of Aedes aegypti (yellow fever mosquito), 1252 nucleotides long. RefSeq names its product protein stum. Bases 148 to 843 code for a protein of 231 amino acids. The record is from RefSeq and is a predicted model, not a curated record. The transcript is spliced from 5 exons. Gene Ontology annotation, cellular component: sensory dendrite. Gene Ontology annotation, biological process: sensory perception of mechanical stimulus; proprioception; taxis. Lineage: Eukaryota; Metazoa; Arthropoda; Insecta; Diptera; Culicidae.